AUGUGUGCUACCCAUGGCCGAGCCAAUGCUGCCGUUUCCUCCAUCAAGGGCAACCUCGCCAAGUCUCGCAGCUAUGCAACACCAGUGGACGAGAGUGCUCAGCGCGAAUAUGCCUUUGAAAUGGCCGCUUCUGCUAUUCGUUACGGCGAGGGCGUGACGCGCGAAGUCGGCAUGGACUUCAUCAACAUGCAGUCAAAGAACGUCGUUGUCUUUACCGACAGCAACGUCAAGAAGCUUGUGGCCUUCAAGACGGCCAUUGCAUCGCUUGACAAGGCUGGCGUCAACUAUCACGUCUAUGACAAGACCCGAGUGGAGCCUAAGGAAUCCAAGCUGCACGAAGCCAUUCAGUUCGCUCGGGAUGCUAAAGCAGAUGCAUUCUUGGCCAUUGGUGGUGGCAGUGUCAUUGAUACCGCCAAGAUCGCCAACCUGUACACCGUGUACGACCAGGCCGACUUUUUGGACUUUGUCAACGUGCCCCUCGGCAAGGGCUUGCCCAUUGAGCGUCAGCUGCGCCCAUUGAUCGCUGUUCCUACCACCGCUGGUACGGGUUCAGAGACGACUGGCAGUGCCAUCUUUGACAUGGAAUCUAAGAAGGCCAAGACGGGUAUUGCUUCGCGCAUGUUGAAGCCAACUCUCGGCAUAGUCGACCCACUCAACACGGCCUCGAUGCCACUUGGUGUCGCAGUGAGUUCUGGUCUGGAUGUGUUUUGUCACUCUCUCGAGUCCUACACGGCUCUGCCUUACCAUAUGCGAUCUCGUCCAUCGGACCCUAAAUUCAGACCCGCAUACCAAGGUGCCAACCCAAUUUCUGACAUGUGGGCACUCAAGGCACUCGAGAUGUGUAUUGCCUACUUGCCCCGUCUGGUCGCUUCGAACUGUCAAGAUGAAGAGGCACGUAAAGGCAUGACGCUCGCUGCGACCUAUGCCGGUAUCGGCUUUGGCAACGCAGGUGUGCACAUCUGUCACGGAGCAUCGUAUGCCAUCUCUGGUAACAACAAGAGCUACGUCCACCCUGACUACAACCAAGACACACCCCUCAUCCCACACGGUGUGUCGGUAGCAGUCACUGCACCAACGGUGUUUAGGUUCACCGCUGCUAGUAACCCAGACCGCCACUUGCUCUGUGCCAAGAUGUUGGGUGCCGAUGUCACGAAUGUCAAGGCAGAAGAUGCUGGACAAGUGCUCGAAGAGGCCAUCAAGGCAUUCUUGUCAAAGUUGGAUGGACAGCCUCGUGGUUUGCAGGACUUGGGUUACACGCGUGCAGACUUGCCUGCGCUUGUGGAGGGUACCUUGCCGCAACAGCGGGUGUUGAUGUUGUCUCCAGAGUCGGUCAUGAAGGAGGACCUUGAAACUAUCUUUGAGGGCAGUCUCAAGUGGUAG
Molecule: messenger RNA, 1380 nt
Organism: Protomyces lactucae-debilis
Lineage: Eukaryota; Fungi; Ascomycota; Taphrinomycetes; Taphrinales; Protomycetaceae
Product: putative Fe-containing alcohol dehydrogenase
Exons: 1
Coding region: 1-1380 (459 amino acids)
Cellular component (GO): mitochondrion
Molecular function (GO): metal ion binding; alcohol dehydrogenase (NAD+) activity
Source: RefSeq, a predicted model, not a curated record